GUUCAAGCUGGAUGGCUUUGUGAGAAUCAUGCAUAGAUCGCGUUUUGUGUCCGGCCAAAAGCUUUGGAGUUCGUCAGUUGCAUGGCGCCAACCAUAUUCUGAUGCUUAUCGUCGCGUCACUCCCAUGACCGUUUAUGCCCGUUUGCGGCAAUUGAACAAGAUCGAUUAUAUCCUCUGGUAGUUUCACUCACUGUUUGAGGUUAUCAUAAAUGUCCUCUUUGUCAGUGAAUAGAAAGAAGCUACAGGUUGCUGUUAUCGGUGGAGGGAUAGUGGGGCUAAUCACUGCCAUCGCAUUGACGAAAGAAGGGGUAGGUGUGCAUUUGUAUGAAGCCACCGAGAAGCUUGCGGAAAUAGGAGCUGGGAUUGGUCUUGCUCCGAAUGCGAUUCGUAUCCUUCAGUCUCUAGGAGUAUUGUAUGAUGUUCUUCCUACUUUUGAUCAACGGCCUCCUUUGUCAAAGGCGUUCGCAUUCAAGUACGCCGAUGAGGGGCAAGAGAUGAUAUUUGAUUCAAUGGAAGAAGGCGAUGGCGUUGGCCUUCAUCGAAUAGGUGUCCAUCGGGCGGCUCUGCUUGAUGCGCUCGUGAAACAUGUUGACCCUCAGAUCACCCACUUUGGCAAACGUCUUCAGUCGAUCACACCCCUACCUUCUUCUAACCAACAGAUAAUGCACUUCGCAGAUGGUACGUCUGCAGAAGCCGACGUGAUUAUUGGCGCGGAUGGUAUCAAAAGUACAGUUCGCAGCCUUCUUUUCGCAAAAGAUGAAAGUGGCAGGGUUGUCUUUACUGGCACUGUGGCAUAUCGUGGUCUGAUUACUGUGGAUGAUGCAAAAGCCGCUGGUGUAAACCCGGCAUUCAUGACAAGGCCAACGUGUCUUAUUUGGAAGGGAAAGCAUUUAAUUGUGGAUCCCAUUCAUGACAGUGACCUGUUCAACAUCGUUGCUUUUGUCACGGAUCGUUCCAUUCCUUUUGGAGAGAUUCAACGUUCCCCUACUGAACCAUGGGUCAUUCCUGUAACGCCGGAAGGGAUGCUCGCCGACUUUGCGGACUGCGGAGCUAAUUCCGACACGAUAAAGCUCCUUCGAUGUAUCAAUAACCCGACGAAGUGGUUCCUAUAUGCUGUUUAUCCCGUACUUGAUACAUACGUUAAGGGACGGGUAGCCCUUGUGGGAGAUGCAGCUCAUGCGAUGCUACCGCACCUUGGAGCAGGGGCUGGUCAAGGUAUGGAGGAUGCUUACCUCCUCGCCAAGCUACUUGGGCGUUCAUCCUCUAAUCCUUCUGCACAAGAUGUCGAGUCGGCAUUGAAAUCCUAUGACGAUAUCAGAAAGCCACGGGCACAUAGCGUCUGGGAAGGCAGUCAGAGGGUUGGGGACGUAUAUGAAGGGUAUGGGCCAACUGGAUUCUCUAUAGAGGGUAUGAGACAGGAUUUACUGGACCUGCGAGAUGGUCUGUUCUAUCGUGGACUAGAGGAAGACUUGCAGCUGAAGACUCUUGCCUAAUGAAUGUGCGAUAGCAGCCUUGCUCUGCGAAUUGUUACAUGUGCCAGUGCUGCGAGCAACGUCCGUGGUCAGCCUGGCACUCUAUCACAAAAUUGUUUCUAUCGCAUUCUUAAUCACGAUUGCAAUUUAAAUGUCCCUGCAUAAU
Molecule: messenger RNA, 1638 nt
Organism: Somion occarium
Lineage: Eukaryota; Fungi; Basidiomycota; Agaricomycetes; Polyporales; Cerrenaceae
Source: the annotation of a GenBank genome assembly